CCGAGCUAAGGCAAUCGAGAGAGAAUCGCGCACUUUUGUAUCUACCACAUUUAUCUUCUUCGUCACUGCGAUUUAAUUGCAGAUCAGUCCCUCCGCCGUCUCCUCCGCCUCUGCAACGACGGUAGCGGACAAGGGGGAUCGAAUUCUUGAAAUUUGGUUGAGAUCAGUUUUCGCAAUUCUGCUGUUGUUGAUUUUGAACUCUUCAUUCUAGUGGAAUCAUUUCUUUCAGCACCAUAAUCAAUUGCUGUAGUAAUUUAUGGAUAUAAUGGUGAUAUUGUACUGCGACCUUACUACUUAGAGGGUGAGAUUGCUAUGAAAUGAGGUAUAUCUGACCCGUUCAAGUUCUCUUUGUUUUAAACGUUGGCAAAGACGAAUCAUUGGCGUUCAGAAAAUCUCAAUGAUUCGAAAACGCUUCCAAGAGGCUAAAACAGGUCUGCAACUGGUGAAAUCGAUGAGAACUGAGAAGUUCUUGAAGAAAGUUGGACUUGGCAGAGAGGAUGGUUAUUUCUGGAAGCAAAUUGGAAAGGCUCUGCUGUGUACAUAUACUCUGAUCGGCGCUGCAUGGCUUUACAACGAAACAUCGCCAUUUGGUUGGUGGACGCUGAAGCCACGGUCCAAGGCAGAGAAAGAUCUUGCUCACCUCUACGAGCGGCGGGAGUUUCCAUAUCCAGGUGAUGAAGAAGCUAUGGAGGAGUUCAUUGCGAAGGGAGGAAUGAUCGGAACGGCGAUCGGUCCAAAGGGGAUGGUUGAUUUUGAUAAGGAUUCUUAUAACUAUGAGAAAGAAUUAGAGAAGAACAAGCUGGAGCAAGAGGCCCAGAAGCUAUGGUUCAGGAUGAGAAACGAGGUUAUUUCAGAGCUUCAGGAGAAGGGCUACGAUGUUGAGUGAGGUAACACUCUUGAAUGUCUUAAUUUGUGUAGACGUUCUGAAAUAGUCAUAUGCCUGAGUCCUUCAAAUUUCUAAAAAAAUGUUUAGGGUUUAAGGUUUAGAGUUUAGCUACUACUUGCAAAAAUCGAGUUAAAUCAUAAAUUCAGUCUCCCUUAUUUAAGUGGGUGUGAAAUAAGUACGGUAAUAAUUCUCUAAA
Messenger RNA from Cucurbita pepo subsp. pepo (vegetable marrow), 1082 nucleotides. NCBI's taxonomy places the organism in Eukaryota, Viridiplantae, Streptophyta, Magnoliopsida, Cucurbitales, Cucurbitaceae. The record is from RefSeq and is a predicted model, not a curated record.